AUGACAGGAGGAAAGGAAAAAGAGAAAACCCCUCACCAUGAGAGGAAAUCAUUUGCUCAUGGUGUGUUGUUCCUGAUGAGGAUUGUGGUUAGUGGUGGCACGUCAGAGUUUUGGUGGACCGAUCUUACUUUACAAAGUCAGUUCCUCCUAGAAGAAUCCCGCCUGAUCGAAGCAGCUGAAAUGGCAAAAAAAGCAGCUGAACUUGAUAAUACGGAGUUUGAUGUUGUUUUCAAUGCAGCCCAUAUGCUCAGACAAGCCAGUCUUAAUGAAGAGGCCGAGAAGUAUUAUGAAAUGGCAGCAGGAUUAAGACCUAAUUAUCCGGCUGCCCUAAUGAAUCUUGGAGCCAUUCUCCAUCUAAAUGGUAAACUGAAAGAGGCUGAAGAAAACUAUCUCCUUGCUCUUCAACUUAAACCUGAUGAUGUGAUCACCCAGUCCAAUCUUCGCAAAUUGUGGAACAUCAUGGAGAAACAAGGUUUGAAAACAUCCAAAACAUGAUGAUAGAAACUGAACUUUUUUUUCUUAAGUUGAUUAAAUCCAUGAACAAGAAACUUCCACACAAUUGUCAGGUCAGAGAACGGGUUGGACUUGACGGCAAGGAUCAGAGGUCCUAAUUGCUGCUAGGAGAAGCUAUUCUGCUAGAUAAAUAGAAAAAAGGAGACUUUGAGGUAUUCAUGAAGGACUUGUUACACAACAAAAAUAUUUGGAACAAUCACAGAUGAGAGAAGUUGUUUCRGCAUAUUUGAUAAACAAUUGCAAAUCCCUUAUUGCUUACUUUUGGUUGGGUGUAUACUUGAAAUGUAUACUGUCAUAGACAUACAAAGGGAAAAUUGCACAGUAUACACUAAGCCAUAUGGGAGUUAAAGUGGUAAUAGUAGGUUAAAGUAUUUGGCUGAUACUCUAACUCAUUAAAAUGUGUACUAAAUUCAGUGUGUUGCAGUUUGUCUUAAUGAUGCUGUAUCUCACUUUUGAACCACUUGCUUACCCAUUUAACAUUUUAUAUGGCCAAUUUUUUUUUUCAAACCUGUCACAUAAUUAGAUUACAGAAUUCAAAGUUGUUUACUGAGAUAUGUCUGUUACUUCAGUUUGUUACGGUGCAGUUUUCUUGAGAUACAGAGUCAAAUUUCUGUGAGGUAGACAGAAUCACCAAGGAACUAUCUGUGUUCUACAUCAGAUGUGGUAUUAAGCUUGUAAAAAAAAGUCCAGAGUUGUGAUUUAGCAAUACAAGCAAGAAUGAUAUUUGCUCUGAUACCAAAUCAGUGUCGUCMGACUGUAAUCUUGGAAAAAAUAAUUGGUAUUAUAGAAUAAUGUGUUUAACUCUCUUUAUUUUGCUGUCAGGUAAGUCCAACUUUUAAGUUGGACUCUACAUAUGAUAUUUUACAAUAACUACUUAAAAUGAGAUUUGAAAACAUUAGUGUUCGGAUAUGCUAAAAUGAGACUUCAUGAGCAACUCAGAGGAAAGGGAGUGUUAUACAUUGAUGAGGCUAGGAAAUAACUGAAGGGACUCAAUUAUGCUUAACAUAGUGUAGAUUAAGAGGAAUGAGUAACGGUGGUUGCCAGUUACUUUUCACAUUGUUGGUGCUUAAACAAACCUAUUCAGAUUCUAACAAAAUAUUAGCAUUCUGUUUGUAUUCUGACACAUGCUAGCAGCAAAGCUGUUAAAUAUCUACACUUUUGGUGAGGUUCAAUUUAUUUAUGUUUCAGAAUGAUUUAAUCUCAUUACUGUUUUAGUCUUCAGAUUUUAAAUGUAAAAAUAAUUUAUUUUAAAUCGAAGUGUAUGAAGCUUUAGUAAUUUUUUCCCAGGCCAUUUGUUAACUGCUUUCUUUCUUUGGAAUAAGUAUUAUUGCUGUAAGAAAAUUUACUAUUUCAUUUAAUAGCCCUUUGGUAUCUGCUUCAGUAUUCCUUACAUAAUGAUAGAUAAAAUGUUGAAAUGGUAGAGCACCUUGAACUGAAGCUUCUUCAGGAUCUUCUGUUAAAAACUCUUUAUUACUGAGAAGAGGUUUGGGGUUCCUAGUUUAUGUAUUCCUUUUUAACUGUUGAACACCAUUCCGACAAAAAUGUAGAGAAGAACACUUUGCUGUAUUUAUUUAUUUAUUACUUGACUGCAGCAAUGUUACCUGCCAUUAACACAACAGUCUCUAAGUCUUUCUAUUUCUUGUAUUUGGUUUUCCUUGCAUUUUUUUUUUUUUU
This is a messenger RNA of Malurus melanocephalus (red-backed fairy wren), 2187 nucleotides long. Its product is annotated as protein O-mannosyl-transferase TMTC2-like. Gene Ontology annotation, molecular function: mannosyltransferase activity; protein binding. NCBI's taxonomy places the organism in Eukaryota, Metazoa, Chordata, Aves, Passeriformes, Maluridae. The transcript has 4 exons. Gene Ontology annotation, cellular component: endoplasmic reticulum membrane. Gene Ontology annotation, biological process: protein O-linked glycosylation via mannose. The record is from RefSeq and is a predicted model, not a curated record. The coding region runs from base 1 to 495 and encodes 164 amino acids.